Molecule: messenger RNA, 9503 nt
Organism: Petromyzon marinus (sea lamprey)
Lineage: Eukaryota; Metazoa; Chordata; Hyperoartia; Petromyzontiformes; Petromyzontidae
Source: RefSeq, a predicted model, not a curated record
UUUACCGAAAGAGCUAAGAACAUAAGUUUCUCUAUCUUCAUGAUACUUUCCAGCUGAAUUGUUGUGAGGUGACCUGCGUUGUCGUUGCAUCUACGAUUUGCACGGUUGGCCAGGAAAGAAGUUCAACAUACAUGCAUACCAACAAGACUGACAUAUGGGGCACAUUUAUGUUCAAUUGUUGCUGCCUAAUUGUCUGCUGUUAUUCUGUAGCCGUGGAUUAUAUUUGGCGAUUGUUAAGCUUUAGUUGAUACACCAAUAUGUCCGUGUAUAUUUUAAUAGAUUGUUUGAAAUUGUGUAAUGUUACGUGUUUUUUUACAGCUGUUUAAAUCAUUUUAUAUAGUACCUUACCUUAAAUUUAACUUUAAUUGAUCAGAUUCCGCUUGAAGAAAUAAUUUUAAGAAUAUAUUAUAACUAUUAAUGACAUUAAUUAUAGCAAUCAAGACAUUUAAUUACACGCGUGAACUUCACCAAUAAUUAAUAUUUCUUGCUUAUAGAUUUAGGUAGUGUACUUAUUUAAAUAUAGUUCAGAUAUGUGCAUGUUAUCAUUCUAUUGCUUCAAAUUAUUUUUUUAUAUAUUUUAAAAAACAAAUACAAUGUCAUGCCAGUUUUAUUCAAUCAAAAAUCGUCAUAAUACAAAUACAUUACGCUUUUUUUAUAUAUACAACUUCUAAAAUGAUUAAAGUAGAUAUGAUUAAAUGAGAAAAUAUAAAACAUUACACCUAAAACAUUUUACUUAAACGUUUAAGAUAGCGUUUUUAUAUUCGUUAUAUUUCUCUGCUCUUUAGCAAGCUAUCUAAUAUUCCAGCUGCUGAAAUACCAAUUUAACAUUAGCUAUGCAAAUGCUACUGUGCAUGAUAAACUUAAAACUUUACUUCAUAUUGAAUAUCAAACGUAAUGUCUCCUUCCUUUCAGAUUUCAUGGACGAGAGCAGUGGUUCACAAUUCUUCUGGAAUCAUGGACCGCUGUCAAACCUACUUUAAAUAAAAUGAAACUUAUUUUAAUUGUAACAUCUCCAACAGUUCUACGGACAACUUCCAGUGUCCUUGUGGAACACCAGUGACCUGCGGACCUCAGGUUGGGAACCACUGGGCUCGAGGUUUCCCAUGGCAGCAGUGAACAAAGUGAACACAGUUGGAUUCGUACGAGCACUAAUUACACCAUGUCACGCUUCCUUACCCACAGACACCUGAUGGAAGAACAACCGAGCACGAGAAACGAAAGCAAGAACCCAAUAGCAGAAAAAGACACAGAGGACUACAAAGCUCCACGGUGCUGAAUUUGCAGGAAUGCGCCACCACGCCCGGCAAAGUGGAAUGCAAAGUAGUGGUGAUGUUUGCACACCGCACCAGGUACUCACUCGAGUCUUGACACGCACGCACGCGCGCGCACACACGCACACAUAGUGGAGACCAGGUGAGCACAGCUGAUGUGAAUGUAAAUGAAGCUGAGAGGGUGUGAGUGACUCGUGCGUGAAAAAGCCCUGAGCCUCCCACGCGACUCUCUGCUCUCGCAGUGUCGGCUCGCACGCUGACGCACGCGGCUAACCGUAAAAGUAACUCUGCAACUCCACGCAGGGCAAAUCCCCGUGGGCUGUUGGUUUCAACUACAGGGGUUUGUUUUGUGUGCACGCAGGUGUUUGUGUGUGUGUGCGUGCAAAAUCAACUUUACGAUCGCAGGGCCGUGUACAUGCUGUGGGCAGUCAACCACGGAAAAGGCGUUUCGUAAUAAAUGAAGAAUGGCCAAUUUCAGGAUAAUUGACAUUAAGUUAUGAUUUUUUUUUUACAAAUUGGGUUGUCUUUAUUACAUUGCAUACAGAAAUGCGUGGACACAAUUUGCAUACCGUGUGCAUAUAUUGAAUAUGCGUAAUUACAUGUACAUGAUAUGCAUAUAGAUAGGAUGUCAUUUAGUUAACAAAAUACUGAAUACAAAUGUUUACGUGACCUUACAUUUAGAACUAUAUAAUCACUAGGCCAGAUUGAGAUGUAAAAAAACGACUUCAAAUGAAAACUAGCAACUGUAUAAGAAUGAAACAACGUACAAAUCACAAGAGGAAUCAUCAAGGACAUACUGUACACCUUACCAAGGAGCUAGCAUACACAGUACUGUGUAUAUAUAUUUCUUAAAUGAAGAAAUAACGGCAUAAAUAUGAAUUGGGACAAUAGUAUUAAGGUCAGCAUGGCUGAUGUCAUAGUCAUUAUUUCAACCAAUGGCAAUGAACUAUAUUAAAUGAUUGAGGAACCUCAAACAUAAGGGCUAUAACGUCAGCCUUACAUAAUAUGAGAAUAACAAAAGUCAAGGCCAAGUUCGCGAAACAAAUUAAAAACUUUAUUUACUGGAAGGAAACCAGUGUAAAGUACUCAAGAGUAUUAUGACUUUAGCAUUAUUUGCAGAUGGAUGUGUAUCAAUAUGAUGAAAUCAAGAGGUAAAACUGAACUAGAUCAUUAAGAAUAAAAGUUUUCAAUCAGUGCAAAUUACUUGCUCUGGCAUAUGGAUCGGAAACAUGGACAAAACAUAGAUCAAAAGUUGAAAAGUAUGCAUAGAAAAGGUUGCGUAAUGUGGAUCUGAGAACCAAUUGCAAAUUUGAAACGUCAAAAAGAACCGUAAUAGAAAGCACGUGGGCUUGUUCAGCACAACUGAAAAACGUGGCGUCACGGUGGCGUGAUGUUAAUGACCUUGCCUGGUAUGGAGGAGGUCGUGGUGUUCGAUCCCGACACCUGACGCCUGCAUAUUUGGAGUUUGCAUGAUCUUCCCGAGGUGGUGUGGAUUUGUCUCUGGAUACUCCGGUUUUCCCCUCCACAAUUAGUAUGUAUUUAGAGUAUUUGUCUGCUAUACGUUUGAACUAUCAUUUGUGGCCAGGUCGCUUCUGCAAAAGAGCUGCAGUAUGUAGCUCAUUGGGCCCUACCUAGUAAUAAAAAUAGCUGAGUUUUUUUAUAUAUCUCCGGAAAGGAUGAUGGCCCAAUCAUUGAGACUGGUGAUGAAAUGGCAGCAAAAGGGGAGAUCAUGCCCAAAAGGAAGAUUGCCAAGGAGAUGGAGGGAUAAGAUUAGGUCAUCUGUUGUAUCGUGGGACUUGGGAGAGGGGCGACAACUUAAAUAGACAUCCAUCCAUGAUGGUCACGAUGAGACCCUAAACGCAGCUACAUGCAACAGCUAAAUGUUAGGUAAGACGUGUAUGUCUUUCAUAACGUGCACGAGCAAAAUGAACGUAGGACAAGCCCCUUUCAUAGCCAAUAUGGCGUGGAGGAGGCGUCCUGCCAGCAAAUAAUUUGACAAAACACUGUCGCGUCUUUACAAACAGUCUACCUCUGCUUUGUAGACUUGGAGAAAGCAGACGAUCGUGUCCCCGCAAUGUCUCGUGGGAGGUGCUGCGGGAGUAUUAUGCGCCGGUGCCACUUUGUGUGCGCUAUCCGGCCUCCCCAUUCCCAGAGUGAGAGCUGUGUCCGUAUUCUUGGUGUUAAAUUAAAGUCGUUCACUGUGGGUGUUGGACUCCGCCAAGGGUGCGUCUUGCCUCCACUCCCGUUUGUCAUUUUCAUGGACGGGCUAUCAAGGGGCAGCCGAGGUAUGGAGAGUGUCCAGUACGGGUGCAUGGAGAUGGUGUCGCUUCCUUUUUUGCAGAUGACGUUGUCCUCUUUGCCUCGUCAGUCUGUGAUCUCCAGAAUGCACUUGAACGGUUUGAUGCCGAUUGUGAAGCAGCUGGGAAGAGGAUCAGCACCUCCAAAUCUGAGGUCAUGGUGCACUCCCGGAAGACGGCGGAGAGUACUCUCCAGGAGGCUGCGUCCACGAAGCCAGGGCUUUGCCGGUGACAAGUGAUUUCAUCGCUGUGAAUGCCAUCUUGACCUCCCUUGGAUCUUGCGAAAGUGCCCUCCCAUUGUUCUGCAGCAUGUGCUAAAUCUUUACCCCAAAUAGCGCCUCGGGGCGGUCUCGCCGCAGUCAAGAGCCGAGCGGCGUGCGGGAUGGAGGGCGGUCUGGCCGGGCGUGGUCACGGGGACGUGGAGAGGGCCGUGCGCGAGGCCGAGACGGAGAUCAGGGGCCUCCACAACGAGCAGGACAGAUUUAUGCUGCACUACGAUGAGAGCUUGCACAUCGAGGUCCAGCUCAGCCAUACAUCCCAGCUUCAGAGUCCAAGCGACCAGCUGAGGGACCAGAGCCUGCGGCAGCGACAGGCCACCCUGGACACUCUGCUACGACAGCAGGUGCAGACCAUCGUGCAGCUGCGCAUGACGGUGGUGGAGAGGCUGCAGACGUGCACGAUGCUGCUCAACCAGAUGCUGUCGUGUCUCCUGGAGGACAAGCUGCCGCAGUGGCAACGCAAGCAGCAGCUGGCAGCCAUCGGGGGCCCCCCCGAGGGCAGCCUGGACGCCCUGCAGGAGUGGAGCGAGUGCAUGGCGGACGCGGUGAUACGAUCGAGGCAGCACCUCAAGCGAUUCGAGUCCUUGCUGCAGCAACUGGCACUGCCCGGCCCGAGCCCCGACGCCCUGCUCAAUCUCAACAACAACCUGGCCCGCCUGCUCUCCGACAUCGCCACUAAGACGCUGGUGAUGGAGCGUCAGCCGCCGCAGGUGCUCAAGACGCAAACCAAGUUUGGCUGCAGCCUGCGCUUUCUGGCCGGGAGCAAGCUGGAGCUGACGGGGAGCCUCCCCCACGUGCACGCCACCAUCGUGAGCGAGGCGCAGGCGCGAGCCCUCCACGUCGGACACCACCCCCGCAACGAGGUGAGCGGCGAAAUCCACAACAACAACACCGUCAUGGAGUACCAGCAGGGCUCUGGAGCGCUGAUGGCAAACUUUCGUAGCAUGCUGCUGAAAAAGAUUCGACGCUCGGACCGACGUGGCUCAGAGUCAGUCACCGAGGAGAAGUUUGCAAUCCUCUUCCAGGCGACGCUCAACACUGGGGACGGCGAGUUCCUGCUGCACGCGCAGGUGCUGUCCUUACCUGUGGUGGUGAUCGUCCACGGGAGUCAGGAGAACAAUGCCACAGCCACAGUGCUGUGGGACAACGCCUUCUCCGAGCCGCGCCGAUUGCCCUUCCAGGUGCCAGAAGCAGUGCCCUGGAGUCGCCUCAUGGCUGUCCUGGAUAGCAAGUUCCGCUCGGAGGUGGACAGCCCCACGGGGCUGUGCACCGACAGCGUGACCUUCCUCGCCCACAAGGCCUUCGGCUAUUCAAGCGGGGGCGAGGACCUCGCUGACCGCGCCAUCUCCUGGGCGCAGUUCAACCGGGAGAACCUUCCCGGUCGCACCUUCACCUUCUGGCAGUGGUUUGACGGUGUCAUGGAACUCACCAAGAAGUACCUGAAGAGCCACUGGAACGACGGGGCCAUCGUGGGUUUCGUGAGCCGAGCGCAGGCACAGGACAUGCUGUUGUCACUGCCCGUGGGGACCUUCCUGCUUCGCUUCAGCGACUCCGAGAUUGGGGGCGUCACAAUCGCAUGGGGGGCGCAGAUGCCCGGUCAACCAGGCGAGCGAAUCGUGUGGAACGUGAAGCCGUUCACGGCGCGCGAGCUGGCCAUGCUGCCCCUGGCUGACCGUGUGCGGGACCUGGACAGCCUCCAGCUGCUGUACCCGGCCCGGCCCAAGGACCACGCCUUCGCCAAGUACUACAGCCCACCGCCGGGAAAUAAUCUCAAUGGAUACAUUGUGCUGGGCAUCCGCCAGGUGCUGCCAGGGUUCUCCAUGCUGCCCCCGGGGCUCCCGGGGACCCCCUGCACCUCGUACGCGUCGUCUGAUGACACCGCCGUCGCCGCCACCGCCGGCACCAGCGCCACCGGCUCCCCGGGCAGCACCGCGCGAGCCCUCUUCACCGGCUUGGGUCACAACUGAGCUGGCGCAGGGUGCAUCGCGUCACGGCGCGUCACGUGACGCGCCCCCGAUGGACACGCAUCCAAGGUGGAAACCGGACAACGCUGCCGAUGGCCGGAACGAGGACCUAAUGGGCUCACGCUUGCCGUGUUUCUAUUUCACACCUGCGUCCAAUGCUUGUCGGGAAGCUCCAAGAGCUGCCGCCGAUGCGACGGAUGUGAGCGUCAAUCUACCUUCGGCAAGCCUACCAGGUGUCGUCAAGGACCGAACACUUCUGCCACCAUUCCACGGCGCGAUGGACCGCGCCACGCGAACAGCACCAGUUCUGAGCCCGAAUCGCAAACACCGCCAUGCUGCGGCACGGUAGAACAAUGCCCGGGGCUUGCCACGUGGCGCUAUGAUGCAGGUGACCGCUAGAAAGCCUCGCCGCAGCACUUUGUAACACACUUUGCGGCACAAAAAAAACACCACCAAAAAUUCCGCGCUCAAAAAACUGCGGUGAACGGAAAGGUACUUACUGCUUUCGUGGGCAAACCACGCAGGUUCAUCAUUUUCUUUGCACAUAAGUGGACUUGUUUACUUUUGACCACGGAGCCUCUAAAACACAGCAAGACCUCUCAUUUCUAUCUAUAACAUGAGCAGCUCUGAGCGUUAUCAGGUGGGUACUUUAACUGGAAAAAGACUUGACAGACAACACAGUUUUGAAUUACUCUGGACUGCGUGCUGUUAAAAACCCAAUUUUUUUCUUCUUUUUACCAAAAUAAAUGUCCAUAACAAUUUUACCUCAGGAUCAUGCAAACAUACAAUGCAGGAACCAUGCAAUGGUUCUCGUGAAAACAAAUACCAGAUAAUGAUGAGAGUACAGUAGCACAGAACGUCGACUGGAAGCCACCAUCGGAUUUGUGGGCUAACUGGAAAUGGACAUCCUCGUUAAGAAAUGACUCGGGACUUUAAGCUCAGUGUAAUACACAUAUUUCAAGAACAGAGAGCUGCACUAAUGCACCCCUAUACGAUUCUUAGAAUUAUAUGCAAGUGCUAAGGACUCGCAGAGCUGAGCAGCCCUAUUUAGCCUGAAGCAAUUGUUGGCGUCGUUAUGGAGAAUAUAAGUAACAAAAUAAAUAUUUGGUAGUUAUCUUUGAAAGUGAGCCUUGAGAAUGUGUGUGAACCUUGAUAACUUUGAGGUCACACAUUUGUUUUAGGAGGUGUACAUCCGUCCGUGACCUUCCCAGCAUAUGUGCUGUCUGGUUAUGAAGCAGACUCGUGAUAUUUAACAGUAUUCUUGUGAAAUAUAAAAAAGCGUGUUGCUAUUUGACCUAGAGCCAUUCACUUCACAACACUUGUUUGGUGUGCCCGCAAAGAUGACAUGGAAAUGGCUGGUGGGAUGCUUGGGAAGGGAACAAGUGGUGCACAAGAUGACCUUUCAAAGAAAAUGCAACUCUAUACAAAUGCGGAAUUGUGUGUAGCAUCUUGUCGUAUGGUUUUCAUGAAGUGGCUUAAUGCAAUCUGAAAGUGAAUUACAGGGUUUGUUCGAGUAGACUUAUUUGAUGGCCUCGGGCUCCCAUGUGGAUGGGCCUGCCUCGUACCAUAGCAGCUGGCGCGGAUAGCGUGUCACUUUUGGGAGGGGCCUUAACGAGCGCGGUUGAUGAUUUUCAGGGAAAUGUCGCUUGUCAAUUUGAAUUAAAUCGAAAUUGAAUUGCAUAGCUAAAGUUAACGAUAACUGAGGUGGCCCUGCAUGAAUGUAAGUGGCAAUGUCUUGCGGCAGUUUAAAGAAUAAAAAGAGGGCACACUAAUGGAUAUAAACUAAUUGCCUGGCUAAAGCCACAAAGAGUAACACGAUGGUAUGCUAAUAAAAUUAUAAGAACUGUCUGGCUAAAGCCAAAAUAAUGAAAAGGAGGGCACUGUAGUGGAAUUCAAAUAAGUUCCCGGCUAAGGCCAUGAAUGAUUAACGAGGGCAUGCUAAUGGUUAUAUGAUGUGCAUUGUUAAAGCCAUAAAACAUGCAAAGUGGGUAUGCUAAUGGUUAUAUGAUGUGCAUUGUUAAAGCCAUAAAACAUGCAAAGCGGGCAUGAUAAUGGUUAUAUGAUGUGCCUUGUUAAAGCCAUAAAACAUGCAAAGCGGGCAUGAUAAUGGUUAUAUGAUGUGCCUUGUUAAAGCCAUAAAACAUGCAAUGCGGGCAUGAUAAUGGCUUUAUAGCAGCGAUGGGCAACCUCGACCUGUUAGUGGGCCACACGAGCGGGCUGUCCACGAAUGACCCCACGCAUCACCCAACAGACCCUGAGACCAAGCCGCCACGAGUGGCUCAGGUUGCCCACCACUGAUUUGUUUUUAUCGUCUUGUUGAUCAUGCCCCCCAGCCUUCUCAGUUCUCUCAGAAGGAAUUGCAGUGGCAGCGGGUGCUUGACAUCCACGUGUCGUGACGCCAAUUGUUGUGCGCGUGUCCGUCCGUGCACGUUUUAACGUGUGGUGCCUGCUGAAGUGCGAGCGCAUCGGUGUGUAGUUCGGUCGCACAAGGCGACCCUUAAAACAAUUCUGUCCGGAUCAAACCUGACAUGCUUUUAUCGGAGGUAACAUUUGAUUUGUGCCGCAGUUUAAGAAGUGGUUUUUAAGGUAAGCAAAAACAAAGUGCCAAACCAAACAAAACGCAAUGUGAACGUGACGGGGUGGAGUUGGUGGUGGUGGGGGGGGGGCGAAUGUGUGGUUUUACGUCUUUUUUUUAAACAAUAAUGUACUAAGUGGUUGUGAAGCCACAUUGUUCUCGACGCCACACUGCAAAGCAGUUGUGGCGCGGUACGGCGUUGUGUUCUCUCCUGAUGUAUUAAAUAUAUCGCACGCACGCCCGUGGAACCGCCUAGGCUUUCGAGGCAACGCAACGGCGAAUGCUAAUGCCAGUUAAAGGCCCUUGCUAAUUGUGGCCCUUGUGAACACGGUCCAGUUUUUACACGUUGGCAAUUUUUACGGGCAAGUUCAGUGAACUUCAUAUGCUAUAUCAGAGGUGCCAGAAUUAUGAAGUUGGAAAACCCGCCUGGCGGGAGCGAUGGUAUGUUUCGUUUGUCAUUGAGUGGCAGUGGGGAAGUUUGUGCAAUUACAAUCGAAUAAUGCAGAAAUCAGCUGAUUUUACAUAAUACAUUACCCGGCCACAGCUGCAAAUGUAAACAAAAAAAGUGUCAAGGUUAAUUCUGAUAUUGGCAGCAGUUAUAAAGGUUUGCCUUAUCACAUACGACAUUUAUACUGAAGGCAGUGUGAGUCCAUCUAUCGGAGUGUACGGGCCACACAUGAAGCUGGAUCCUGGUAUCAGAGCACUGCCUUACGAGCGGAGACCUAAGCUAUUUUGUAUUAUUAUUAUCAUCGUAAUCAUCCCUCCAAGCAUGGUACUAUGUGGACCACUUGAUGUGAUGUCAACCGUGGUUGUACUAUGGGAGCCACUGGCUCCCACCUCUGGCUCUGGAUCCACUAUGAAAAACUGCAUGUCACUCGUCAGAGCAUGCAGUCACUUUGUUUUCUCUUGUUUCACGAUUACGAAAGGUUAACUCCAAGCCACACACACCAAUGCUGUAAAACUCAGGUCAAAGGUAACAUUAUCACAAAACAAUAUCAGGCAAUUUUGUUUUACUUCACCGGAUAUUUAUGUUUUUCUUUAAUUUAUAUUUUCUGGGUGCCAGUGUUAAAAUAAAUGACUUAAAACUUUAAUAAUAAUAAAGUUUUUUUUGUAUUGUG